Messenger RNA from Lathyrus sativus (Indian pea), 624 nucleotides. The record is from the annotation of a GenBank genome assembly. NCBI's taxonomy places the organism in Eukaryota, Viridiplantae, Streptophyta, Magnoliopsida, Fabales, Fabaceae.
AUGGCGCGCCCAAUCAAAGUGGUGAGGGACAUUAACGACUCAAAGGAUUUGUGGAAGAUUGUUGUUCGUAGUAAACAUAUGUGGACUGUGGCAAGUUCCUCAAACAAAGAACACUUGGAGUUGAUUUUGCUUGAUUCAAAGCUUGACAUGAUUCAAGUCACUGUCCCACUGCAUUUGUACUCGAAAUACUUGGUUGAACUUAUUGUGGGAAGUUCAUACAUCAUACAGAAUUUCAAGGUUUCAAAUAAAAAUUUCUCUUUUAAAUCAACUAAUCAUGGUUUCAAGUUGGUCUUUUGUGGCUCAACUUCUGUUAAAAAAGCAGAACUACCAAACAUCCCUGUAAAUUAUGUCAACAUACUUAGUUUGUCAUCCAUAGCUGAUGGAAGGUUUCAAUCUAAUUUGUUAUUUAAUGUUGUUGGAGGAGUUAUUGAAAUUGUGCCGACUCAAAUCAUGGCUGAUAACAACAAAAGCAAAGUUGUGUUUAUGAUAACUGACAUGAGCAAAACUUUAGUUCAAUAUACUAUAUGGGAUCAGCUUGCUUUGGAAUUUUACCAAUACUACAAGAGUCACAAUGAAGAAGAAAAUGUUGUUUUAUUGCAGAAUGCAAGGAUAAAGGGCGCCUAA